AUGUGUUUCGCGUGCAUCACCCUCACGAUCACCUUACGAGAUCAAUACUGGACCCUCUGCAGCGAUGCUGCCUACCUCUUCUUCAAGCCGGAUUCUCAUGCCCUCCCUCCUCUAAUAGCUCAGGCCGUCUCCAUCCUUUCUCUUCCCCAAACCACUCCAAAGCGACCCUGGACCAACCAAAGCUCGCAUCACUGCAUCCCUGUGUCCAAUGCCUACAUCCUACCGCUGCUGCCACCAGGCCCAAGAGAAAGGGGGAAGGGGAUGGCUAAAGGAGAUAAAGCCAAGGGGCAGAACAAGCCACAGAGGAGACCAGCAAGGUCAUCUGCUAAACCCGCUCCUCCAGAGCCAGAGCCCAAGCCCAACAAGGUGACCGCACAGAAGGGAACGAAGGUCCCCAAAGAAAAGGGCAAAGCUGAUGCUGGUAAGGAUGGGACCAACCCUGCAAAAAAAGGAGAUGCCAAGACAGACCAGGCAGAGAAAGCUGAAGGUGCUGGAGAUGCCAAGACAGACCAGGCAGAGAAAGCUGAAGGUGCUGGAGAUGCCAAGCGAAGUGUGUGCAUUUUUGAUAACUGUGUACUUCCGGUGACUGUACAGUUUGAAAUACUAUUUUUUAUCAAGUUUUAUGAGAAAAAAAAAAAAAGACCUCUCUAUGCCUCCAUCCGGCCUAUUCUUCCCUCUCAGCCGUCCAGGAAGCUGCUCUUCAUCCCCAUGAAGUCCCUUCACGGGCCAAGGCUACUCUCACCACUUGACCUGGCCUUCUGGCUAUUAGUCAAUGCUUUAAUUCAAGUCCUGUUCACACCUAAGAACCACUCUGGGAGCAGGAAGAGUGCGGAGACCGCAGUCGAGAUGGAAAGAGCAGAGACAGAGAAACAAAUAAGGAUAUUAUUAGUGGAGGCAAGAGCUGAUCAUGAGUUAGAUGAGGUCAGUAGGGCAGAUAAGAAAAAUGGCUGGCUCUCUUCUCUUCUCCGCCAUCCUCUGUGCGACUGA
Messenger RNA from Phacochoerus africanus (Common warthog), 987 nucleotides. RefSeq lists its product as uncharacterized. NCBI's taxonomy places the organism in Eukaryota, Metazoa, Chordata, Mammalia, Artiodactyla, Suidae. Gene Ontology annotation, biological process: chromatin organization. The record is from RefSeq and is a predicted model, not a curated record. Gene Ontology annotation, cellular component: nucleus; chromatin. Gene Ontology annotation, molecular function: nucleosomal DNA binding.